This is a messenger RNA of Prunus armeniaca (apricot), 252 nucleotides long. NCBI's taxonomy places the organism in Eukaryota, Viridiplantae, Streptophyta, Magnoliopsida, Rosales, Rosaceae. The record is from the annotation of a GenBank genome assembly.
AUGUCUAGUGAUUUCCAAAGCAAUUUAGGGGACGUCACCUCUUACAUAUGCUUCCUCCAUUUGCUCAUUCAUCAUGUUGAUGAUGUGAAGCACCUCAAGGAAAAAUUCAUACUUGAAAACUCACUCAGGAGUGAGGAGGAUGUGGCUCAACUCUUCAAGGAGAGGGGCAUUCAAUUUGUACCUAACAAUGACAUUUACCGCAUUGUUAAAACCAAAAUAGAAGAUCACUGCACAACUAAGUGGAAGACAUGA